Molecule: messenger RNA, 955 nt
Organism: Eurytemora carolleeae
Lineage: Eukaryota; Metazoa; Arthropoda; Copepoda; Calanoida; Temoridae
Product: putative E3 ubiquitin-protein ligase SINA-like 6
Exons: 15
Coding region: 28-918 (296 amino acids)
Biological process (GO): multicellular organism development; proteasome-mediated ubiquitin-dependent protein catabolic process
Cellular component (GO): cytoplasm
Molecular function (GO): ubiquitin protein ligase activity; zinc ion binding; ubiquitin conjugating enzyme binding
Source: RefSeq, a predicted model, not a curated record
AUCAAGUUAAUUAUAAUUUAAGGCAAAAUGGAAGAUGUAAGCAGAAAAAGAGCAUGGAAGCCUGAGGAGGAAAUAGGAAAUGGCGAUGUAAACAAAGAUUCUAUGAAAGAUGAUUGGCUGGAUAAUGUUGAGAAAACAGACUCGAACUCGAAUUACUCACUGAAAGAAGAAGGUGUCUGUGCUAUCUGUAGGGCUCUACCUAAACAAUCACCGCUCUACGGCUGCGAUAAGGGGCAUUUUAUCUGCAGCUCUUGCAGGGAGCAGGGGGGUGUUCUCCUCAGUUGCCCCCACUGUUUUAAUUCGGAAAUCAACAUUCGUCUGACAGAACUAGAGACUAAGUUGUUCACCAAGGAUUGUAACUAUGCUGUUAAAGGGUGUACACAGAAGAUAUCUGAAGAAGCUAGGGAAAUCCACGAGAGAACCUGUUUCUAUAGAAUUGUUCAGUGUCCCAAGCGUUUGUUUGCCAAGUCUUGUACUUUCAGUGAUUCGCUUCGGUUCAUUAGGGAUCAUGGUAGAUCCGAACACAGCUUUGACAAGGGAUUUACAACUCUGGGGCAUGGGUUUAUCACUAGUAAAAUGAUGCACGACAAGGAAAAGUUCUUAUUUGAUCUAGAGAAUCAAGACAGUGCCAGAUUCCCUCCACUAGAGCUAGAGUUUGAUCAGAACCUGUUUUACCUGUAUUACGAGAGGAAGCAAUCACGAGGACUCUGGUUCUUCUUUCUUAGAUAUUACGGUUGUGAGGAUGUUGCUGCGAAAUAUUCCUGUGAGCUGAGUGUGGGUCCGGGAGACCUAGAGAAGAAUGAUAUAUCUCUUGCUGGCCGAGUGUACAAAGGAGCGGUUGUCCCAUAUUCAUACGAUAGGAUCAAAAUUCACAACAGUGGACUCUGUUUGGUAAUUGAUGAUGCCUCAGUCAGGUAAAUUUAACAUUCAUUUUUCUGUUUCAUUUGUCAUAAUA